UGCGAGAUAAAACAACUUUCUGUUUCUACAAAAUGUCCGAAUUUGUGAAGCAAACAAAUAAUCCUAACGAAAAGGAAUGGAUUAAUUGGCUCGAUGAAGCCAUUAAAAAUGAACAUAUAAAAUAUUAUGAUUAUGAACAUUUUAGUAAAAUUAGAACAAUCGGUUCUGGUGCGUAUAGUGAUGUAUAUCGGGCGAAGUGGAAAAAUACCGAAAAAGUUUUUGCUUUGAAGGCAUUUAAAAAUAAAGAGCGGAAAGACAUAACGUUAAAGGAAAUUAUUCAUGAGUUUAAAUUACUACGUAAAGUCGAUUUUCAUGAAAAUAUUAUCCGAUUCUUAGGAAUUUCUAAUCGAAAUGAAGGUAAAAAUAAUAUUGAUAAUUAUUUAAUUUCAAUGUAAUAGCUCAUAAAACUCGCUAAAUAAAGAUUACGUGAUGGUA
Rhizophagus irregularis DAOM 181602=DAOM 197198 is the source of this 435-nucleotide messenger RNA. The record is from RefSeq and is a predicted model, not a curated record. Lineage: Eukaryota; Fungi; Glomeromycota; Glomeromycetes; Glomerales; Glomeraceae.